CUAAGUCCUCCUCCCCUUCCAGGGCCGUCUGCCGGGAUCUCCUCCCCUUCUCCGGCGGGUCCUCCGGCGGCUCCCGCGCCUGGUUUUACAUGUGGCACCCAUAAAAGAUGAGGCUGAGAACACGAAAAGCUUCUCAGCAAUCCAAUCCAAUCCAAACACAGCGCACUGCCAGAGCAAAGAGGAAAUAUUCAGAAGUUGAUGAUAGCCUACCUGCAGGAGGAGAAAAACCACCGAAGAAUGAAACCGGCUUGUUGUCUUCAAUUAAAAAAUUCAUUAAAGGAAGCACACCCAAGGAAGAGAGAGAAAAUCCUUCGAAACGGAGUAGAAUUGAACGUGAUAUAGAUAAUAAUCUGAUCACAUCAACACCAAGAGCAGGAGGAAAACUUAACAAACAGAUAUCUCGAGUAAGACGGAAAAGUCAAGUAAAUGGAGAAGCUGGUAGUUAUGAAAUGACAAAUCAACAUGUAAAACAAAAUGGAAAAUUAGAAGAUAACCCUUCCUCUGGCAGUCCUCCAAGAACUACAUUGUUGGGGACCAUAUUUUCUCCUGUCUUCAAUUUUUUUUCACCAGCAAAUAAAAAUGGAACAUCAGGAUCCGAUUCCCCAGGACAGGCUGUGGAAGCUGAAGAGAUAGUAAAACAACUUGAUAUGGAACAGGUGGAUGAGAUCACUACCAGUACUACUACAUCAACUAAUGGAGCAGCUUACUCAAAUCAAGCAAUUCAAGUGAGGCCAUCAGUAAAUAAUGGUUUAGAAGAAGCAGAAGAAACAGUUAAUCGUGAUAUCCCACCCCUUACAGCACCAAUAACUCCAGAUAGUGGUUAUUCAGCAGCCCAUGCAGAAGCCACUUACGAAGAAGACUGGGAAGUGUUUGACCCCUAUUAUUUCAUCAAACAUGUUCCACCACUGACAGAAGAACAACUAAAUAGGAAACCUGCUCUUCCAUUGAAAACAAGAAGCACACCAGAAUUCUCCCUAGUUUUAGACCUGGAUGAAACACUAGUACACUGUAGUCUAAAUGAGCUAGAAGAUGCAGCACUUACCUUUCCAGUCCUUUUCCAAGAUGUCAUUUAUCAGGUUUAUGUGAGAUUAAGGCCAUUCUUCAGGGAAUUCUUGGAACGAAUGUCUCAGAUGUAUGAGAUCAUUCUUUUUACUGCUUCUAAGAAGGUGUAUGCAGACAAGUUACUGAACAUACUAGACCCUAAAAAGCAACUGGUCAGGCACCGACUUUUUCGUGAACAUUGUGUUUGUGUACAAGGAAACUAUAUAAAGGACUUAAAUAUCCUUGGAAGAGAUCUUUCAAAAACUAUAAUAAUUGACAACUCACCACAAGCCUUUGCAUAUCAGCUAUCUAAUGGAAUUCCUAUAGAAAGCUGGUUUAUGGAUAAAAAUGACAAUGAACUCCUAAAAUUGAUUCCAUUUCUGGAGAAGCUUGUAGAACUGAAUGAAGAUGUUCGACCUCACAUCAGAGACAGAUUUCGCUUGCAUGAUUUGCUGCCCCCAGAUUAAGUACAAAGACGUGUCAAAUCAUGAAGGGGGAGAGAAUGCAGGACCCUUUUGGACUAAGACAAAACAUUGCCAUUACUGUUGAAAUUUUGCAUUUUUGUACCCCGUCUUGCUUUUCUUAUCUUUGGUGCCCAAUAAUAAUCAAGGGUUACAGAAAGAGACUUUAUCUCAGAUUGAAUACAUACAGUAGGUAGGCUAAAACAGAAGAGUCUUUAGAACUAGUGCAACUCCAGUGAAAUUUUUUUAUGUACAGGACAUCUGCAGUUUAUAAAGAAUUCUGUUUCUGCCACCAGCAGUUUGACCUGUUGUCACACAGGAUUUUAUGAUAAUAACAGAGAUGAAAAUGGACUUUUUAUUUUCUCUCUGUUUGGUGCUCUAAGUGGGUUUGUAGCCACUUUUCUGUUACUUUAAGAUUCUCAUUUCAACAGGAAUGGCCAGUAAAAGUUGUUUUAUUUUCCUGUUAAGGUUUAUAACCUUUUUACAUUUUUGACCUGUAUUAGAUUAGAAUUUCAUUAUGCAUUCCUUUUAGUUGAGGCGCUUCAUAGUUUUCUGGAAAUAGUCAGUUUUUAGUUUUUUAUUAUACAUUUGAAUGGCCGUUUUCCUGCUUUGUCUGCCUGCAUAUUGUAUAUUUGUUUAAAAAUAUUCUCUACUUUUAGUCCAUGUAAGUUUCAUUUAGAAAGACAUGCAUUUAUAUUUUGUUUCUGUAAUAUUCUGUAGGUGAAAUCUUUUCAAAAAUCAAGAGACUGGGUAGAUAAGAAUAUAUGAAUGACUAAUAUUCAAAUGAUUUAAACCAUUGUGAUGGCAUGUGUUCCCAAAUGGUAAUAUCUUGCAAUGGCACACAGAUUUAAUGGAUAAAGGUAUACCUCAGACUUCACUGUGCUCACCAAUCUUUGAGGAGAAUGUGUUUGGUCACCUUUUGGGCUUGAUUUGGUUACUGCUGCCUUUGGUUUCCUCCAGAAAUGAAGUACUCAGCACAGUGACUCGGUAUUUUUAAUUACUUUGCAUGGGCUGGUAGUACCUCUGUUAUGCUCUCGGUUACAAUCAAUUUAAAACUCUGUGUAACAGUCUUGGUACCUUACAGUAGCUAUGCAUAAUCCUGUGGCACAGUAAACUCCCAAGCCACCAAUGCAGUUAAUAUGCUCUCAUAGUGGGUUUUCUAUACUAUAUGAAAAUAGUCUUCAAGCCUUGGUUCUCUAAUGCAGCUACCACAAGAGGUUGAUAUUUUUAUAGUGGCGUGUAAUCUCCUUUUCGGGAGGCUUUUUAUGGAAGGUAGAAUUUGUAAGGUUAGUAUGCUUUGCCUCUCAACUGCAUUAACAUGCCACAGGCUCAGACUGUUUUUGUGUAAAGGAUGUCAAAGAACGGCACUUUUUCUAAAGAGAAGUUUGAUAUUUUGUAUGCUUGUUAAGAAAGUACAGUAUUGGAAAUUAAAGGUGGACAACUGAUAAUUGAGGAGUAUGUCACUUAAUUUUUUAUGUAUAUUACCUGUUUACUUGUACAACUUACUGUACAAAUUACAUGCAGCUUCAUUUUCAAAUGAAUCCUUAAAAUAAGGAAAUCUUUUUAGGAAAACAUUUAAUUUUUGUAUUUUUGAUUUUAAAGGCAUGAGUUAUGUCAAUUUUCAGUGUAUUAAUGAAAAUUUUAACUUUUCAUCAGGUUGAGUGUUUUCUUACUAUAUUAUCUGUUGUGUAUGUAGUUAGCAUAUUGUGUCACUGAACUGUUUAAAAAUCUAGCAUGUAGAGCAAGCCUGUUUUGUGGAAAAUCCUUAUUCAUUAAGUAAUCAUGGCAGGUUUUCUGCAAAAAAGAGCAGAAGCAUUUGCAAUUCAGAAUACUGGUUUUUUUGUUUUGUUUGUUUUUGUUUUAAUUUAAAGAAAGGUAUUUUGCUUGCAGGAAAAAAUACUACAGAUUCAUUUUAAUGAGACUCUUUGAGAUGUAUUUAUCUUUAGGGCAUCUGGGCAUCUUUAUGCUGUUUGUCUUCUGUCUUUCUUGAAAUAAAAUGUACAUACGUUACCUUUACAUAUGCUCUUGCUCAAAAUUGUGAACCUAGUUACAUUUCUCCUUGCUCCCUUUUUAUGCUCAAACAGCAAAAUCCAAACUUAUACAAGAUCUAAACUUUCAGCAUGCAUUAUAAUUGCUGAAAGCUUUUCUGAUUAAGUAAAUACAGUCUCAAAGGGCUUUCCCAUAACUUGAAGGGAAAUGUAAGCACCUAUACCACUGUGCCUGUGGGCACUUUAAAUGAACACCCACUUUAAUCAUCUUGUAUUAAUAGUAAAGCUGUUUUCAGUCCCAUGCUAGGGAGUGUUCCCUAAAAUAGACUGACAAAAGAAUCAAGCAUAACAAGAUUCUGUAAAGAAAUAAACUAAGGGAAAUUUUGUGUGGCCUGAGAAAAUUUCUUGAGACCAAUUUAUAUAUAUAUUUUUCAUUACCUGACUUGAGUCAUUUUAAAUUUAAUACAGAAUUUUAAAUAAUUUAUAGAGACAACUAUCCAGCUUCCUUCCACGUUAAUGUUUUACCGUCUCAUUACCCCUUUUCUUUAUCUGUUUAUAGAUGUUAUCUUAAACACUUCCAAUUGGUUAAGCGGAGGUGUAUAUUUUAUGAACCUGAGAUGUGCCCAGCCCCUACAGUUCACACAGUAAACAUAAACUCUUAAAAACUGACUAUAGUAAAUGCAGGAGAGAUGGAUACCUGAUAAGACACAGCAAAAGUGACCUAUAUACACAUUACUCUGAAGUACAUAUUAUAAUUGUGAUAUUUCCAGUGAUGUCUGACUUUUAAGACAUUCUUUUAAAUAUUUGUAUUAUUGUUAGAAUGUUUUAAUCAGUUAUGUUUUUUAAUUCCAUGUAAUAUAUGUAGCCCUAAUAAGAUUUAUAUCACCAAAUUUCUCCUUGGGUCUUAAAAGAAUUAAUAACAAUUUAAAAUCAUAAAUUGUUUUAUAUUAGCUAGUAUGUAUAUUUAUUUACCCGAUGGCUUUAUCUUGUUUCCCAAAAUUUGGGGAGAAUUUGUUGAAAGCAUUGUGACUUCUAUAAAUGGCUAUUUUCUUGUAACUGUCCGUGAAAAUGUAUGUGUACUUUUUUUUUCCCCAUUUCUCUAGUUUUUCCGUUUUGUUUUUAAGGUUAAACAUAGAAUGGUGUGUUUUUUUAAAGUUCUCUUUGGCCAAUGACUUUUUCAACUAGAUAUUACUUUCGUUCAACCUUCUAAAGAAGUUCAUUUUUCAUUGUUUUGUUCAGUCAACUUACCUGAAAAACAGAGACUUCAUCUCAUCAAUGAAGAAAGUAUUUCAUUAUUCCUACAAAUCUUUACAGCGAGCACAGAAUUCUUCAUAAUAAGGAUCAGAUCUUUUCCACAUCUGUGUCAAUCACAUAAAGCUGAAACGUAAAGGACACUGAAGCCUUCAUUUAUUGUACUAACAUGGUGGUGUUAUAUACUACAUCAUUAGCUAGUUAAGGUUUUCUGACCUAAUUUCUCUGUCUUCCUAGAUAUUUAUUUGUUAUCUCUUUUAAUCUUGUGUAUCUAAAAUUAAGUUAGUUAAUAGUUACCCAUCGAAUAACUAUGCCAAGCAACUAGGAAAGAAUGUUUAUUUUAUUUCCCCUUAUAGGGGAAGAGUGGACUGGGAACAAAAAUGUAUGGGCCAAAAGGCCUUAGGUUGUCAUUCAUUCACUUUCUUAUUCCUCUCAUGACCUAUGUUCAAGUAUAGUAUUUUUUCAGUGUUGAUGUGCUUGAUUAUGUCAUUACUUUUCAUGUCUUCCCCUGAGUUGAAAGCCUGCUAGGAACCUGUAUGGAAUACAUUUCUAAAUAUUCAGAAUAAGAACCACAAAACUCAGUAUCUUAUAUUUAAAUGCUCCUUAAAUUAUUGGAAUCCAAGUCUCACUCACUAGGAUACAUUUUUAUAAAAUGUUUAUCUGUAUCUUGAAUUGAAAUUACUUGCCCAGAGGCAAGAGUUCUUGGGAUAAUGUGUUUUGAGAAAUUUUUUAAAGGGGAUAAGAAAGCAACAAGUUUAUACUUACCUUAUGGUUUUGAUAUUAGUUAGUAUUUUAAAAUACAUUAGUAGUUCCCAAACCUGACUGUUCAUUAGAAUUACUCUGAGCUUUGGAAAUAGAUUCCUGAGGCCUAACCUCUGCAAAAUUGUCUCAUUGGAUCUAUAGUGGGGCCUGAGAGUUCUGUAUUUCUUUUUUAAGCCCUCCAAAUGAUUCUAAUAACCAGGUUUGGGAAAUCACUGUUUUAAAUGUGACAGUGGUUUGAGAGUAGGCAACAAAAUAAAAGUUUACCGAACAUCUUUGUGGUAGUUUUUCUUUUUCCUUUUAUUUUAAACUGGGACCAGAUUUCACAGAACUUAUUCAAGAUACAUGGAGGAAUAAUAAGGAAGAUUGAAGCUACUGCUCAUUAUCAUUCUUUCAUAAUUUUAAGAGUUUGUAUUCCUAGCACUUGGAAUAGUUGAUCAUAUAUACACAGCUGAAGGACAUAUCCCUGAAUGAGACCAUUAUAUAUAAAUUGUAAAAUAUUUCACUAUUUUUUUAUUUUAUAAAUCUUUGUAGAAAUAAGCAAUGAAAUACUACUUUCAUCUUUUGAAAUGGGAUUUUUCAAGGCACUGUCCUUUUGGCAUUAAGGUAGGGGGGAGUUAAUAUUCUCUCUGCCUUUUUCCAUGUGAAUCAAUAUAAAGUCAUGGACAUUUAAAAAAUCUCAGUUCAAUUUCUACAUAUUUACUAUGCAGUAUAGCCAUGAACAAGCAAUGUAGAUUUAGUUUUCUCAUCUUCAAAUGCCCUGAUCACCCUACCUCACAGGGUUGUUGUGGGGAUAAAUAAAACUUUUAUGGAAA
Molecule: messenger RNA, 6315 nt
Organism: Eptesicus fuscus (big brown bat)
Lineage: Eukaryota; Metazoa; Chordata; Mammalia; Chiroptera; Vespertilionidae
Gene: CTDSPL2
Product: CTD small phosphatase like 2
Exons: 13
Coding region: 108-1508 (466 amino acids)
Molecular function (GO): phosphoprotein phosphatase activity
Source: RefSeq, a predicted model, not a curated record